GGAUCAAUCUCCUUUUUUUUCUAUUACCUCACCCUACAGGUUCGCGCGAACUACUUAUAAGAUGGAGCUUCAUCAUAGAGAACCCAUCAUCGGUCGACCCUCGGCUCAUCUGUUCCGUCAUCUCAUCUAUCGACAGGACGAUCGCAAAAACCUCCACGUGCUGCAUAACACUAUAAAAUGCCGAGCAAAAAAGAGAUGCAACAGGCCUACCGAUCUAAAGAGACGCAAGGGUUCCAGGACCUUCAUUGUGCAUUGCAGACCGUCGAUCCACACUCGCCUAUCCAGAGAGACGUUGCACGAUACCAGCUUCUGAGUAUGGGUAAGCGACAGAGACCAUACACGCGGAUUUCAAUCACUGAUGCGUAUGUAUAUGUACGCUUAGCUGCAAAGCGACUCAGGGAGUUGGCCCACGAAAAGCAGCUUCUUUCACAAGAGCUUAGUUUGCGCCGACAAAGUCAAAGUCCCCGACCACCACACAUGUAUGCUCCCAAUGAGCUCCUAUGUUCACCUGACCAAGUGUUUCCAUUGUGGACUCUAUGUACGACGAUGGCUACGUGCCUUACACUCCGGAAAUGCGAACUGUCACAUUCAAUACCAACGCAAAUGUACAUCCUGCGUACUAUGGCGCACCGUAUUACACAGGGGGAAGGGUUUGAGGAGGUACUCUCAAGUAGAAAGGAGUCCAUUGCCGCUUGUGCUAUUUCAUGCAUGUAUCCUGCGGAUGAGGCUUGUAAAAAAAACAAAACAAUUUACACUAGAGAUUCUAUAAUAUUCGUAAUACUAAAUAUUGCUUUAUUGGUGCGAGUCUUUAACCGAAAAGGUGGUCCGGGUGGAAUGUUGACGGAAGCCGUGCUGGCAGUAUGUAACCGGACGAGCGCGAUAUGUAGGUUAGACGCCGCAAGAGGUUCACCAAAAGCGGUCUAAAAUCGCUAAGGCAGAUACGAAUCAAUUGAUGUUGAUAAGAAGAGAACAUGGAAGACAGGCCAGCUUUGCGCCCAACGGUAUAUCUAGAUAGUCGGGAAGGACGUUACCGACAACCGGCUGCGGUCUAU
Pisolithus orientalis is the source of this 1052-nucleotide messenger RNA. RefSeq lists its product as uncharacterized. Bases 178 to 924 code for a protein of 248 amino acids. NCBI's taxonomy places the organism in Eukaryota, Fungi, Basidiomycota, Agaricomycetes, Boletales, Pisolithaceae. The record is from RefSeq and is a predicted model, not a curated record. The transcript has 2 exons.